Porites lobata is the source of this 1884-nucleotide messenger RNA. Lineage: Eukaryota; Metazoa; Cnidaria; Anthozoa; Scleractinia; Poritidae. The record is from the annotation of a GenBank genome assembly.
AUGUGGAAUGACUGUCAAUUAACAAGACGCAAUACAUCAACGCAAACCAUUGAGAUGUCUGUCGAAGGGAAAGUCGUCAAAUUAUGUGUUAGAAGAGCUUUAUGUGAAGGAGUUAAGAGGUGUUCUGUUGCUAACUGUUCUUAUAUCGUUUCGAACCGACAGCGCUUAAACAAAUGCGCGGAGCAUGGAGGAAGUCACAGACUGACUGCAAGUGGCCCAUGUCCUGCACAGAUGGUGUAUAUAUGGCCUGAGAAAGAUGACGGACAGAGAUGGAUAGGAUGCAUUCCGUGUGAAAUGCACAAUCACGACCAGCCAGCCCCGCAUCUCAUUUCGCAGGCCGUGAAAAGCGAAAUUCAUAAAGCUGUGAAGAAAGAUUGCACCCUUACUACGAAAGAACUACAAAAGGGUCAGGGUGUAGGAUUUAUACCUGCAGAAAAGUCGCCGGCUGCGGCAAAUGCGAACAGAAUAAGACGCGAGCGGCAGAUGGCUUUAGUUAGUCAUGGUAAAGGUCAUCCCGAACUGGAACCAAUCAUUCAAAUUCUUGAAUUCGAAAAGUUUAGGAAAGAUCAAGAAAUGAAUCAAGAUCCUGAAGACCACGAAUUAACCACAAAGGUGAACGAAAAAAUGGGAAAGUACGUUAUGGAAGGAAAAGAAUAUUUACUAUCUCCAGGAAGAAAUUUCGCCUUCUUUGUUGCUCCGUAUCAAGCUUCUCUGUCAGUAAAAGAUGCCCAGGACUUGUUUGUUGACAUAACGUACACCGGGAACACAUCUUUUCCUUACCUUCUAAACAUGGUAGCGUUUAAUGAUCUAACGCUCACAUUUAAUGCAGUUGCUAGAGUCCUGUGCAGCAGGCAAGAUGGAGAGGCUUAUGCAACAGCAAUAGCAGAAGUUUUCAACCACGUGAGCAAGCUUCACCCUGCCUUCGGACAAGGAAAAAAUCUGCGACAAAUUAUGGUAGAUUUUGACGAAGCCGAGUAUAAUGGCUUUCAAGAAGUGAUUGGGAAGUCCUUAGCAGAAACAAUAAUCAGAGGUUGCAGCGUACAUUGGAAGACAUCUGUUAAUCGUGUCAGUAAAAUAAUCACGCGAACCCAAGAUGAAUUAGACGUAUUUAAAACAUUAGCUUAUAAGAUUCCUACGUUGGAAAACCAAACUGAUGUUAUUUCGAUUUUUAACGUUAUUUGCGGUCAAGAACCACCUUCGCGGGUUAUACACCUUUUACCUAGACAUCUUAGCGAAAUUGCUCAAACAUUAGAUACAGGUCAUUGGAAAAAGGCAGAACAUUGGGCGAUAUGGUGGCAGCGAGAAAGAAUACUAAGGAUGCUUUGCAAGGCAUUUACUUUAAGGGACACCGAAGAUUGGGAUUCAUCCCCUAACACGAACAAUCCUGCCGAAUCGUUGAAUAGGCAAUCAAUUCCUGAGGGUAGCAAUAAUAUAGCAGUCCUCCUGAAAAACAUCUACCUGGAAGACAGGUUGCACGCUGUAAAAAUAGUGGCCAAAGAAAAGAAUAUCAACAUUGACUACGGAUCAAGAAGUCAGCAAGCCAAUCCCAACAAGCGGAAACGAAAACGUUCAAGUCUUGUCAAAGUCGAUGAAAGAAGAGCCAUACUAGACUUAACCCCCCCUGACAAGCGCCGCUGUGUUCUCAAUAGUAAACGGAGCAACAGACGAAAAACAGGUCAAGCUUUGAUAGGUAGUCAAAUAGAAGUGGAGUACCAAGAAGAAAAUAAUGGGAAGAUGAUCAAUAUUGGCUGGUUUAGAGGAACCAUCAUUGCGUAUAACAAGACUACUGGAUAUCUUGUGAAGUUUGAACCCCUUGAGAAUGGAAUUGAAGAAGAGGACUGGAUCCCAACCAUAAAUAGCCCGGAUGUGAGAUUUCCGCAGUAA